Messenger RNA from Cotesia glomerata, 1127 nucleotides. Its product is annotated as odorant receptor 30a-like. The transcript has 5 exons. Lineage: Eukaryota; Metazoa; Arthropoda; Insecta; Hymenoptera; Braconidae. Gene Ontology annotation, cellular component: plasma membrane. Bases 291 to 1127 code for a protein of 278 amino acids. The record is from RefSeq and is a predicted model, not a curated record. Gene Ontology annotation, biological process: detection of chemical stimulus involved in sensory perception of smell; sensory perception of smell. Gene Ontology annotation, molecular function: odorant binding; olfactory receptor activity.
AAUCCUGCUCGGAGUUUUGCUGUCCACGCGGAAGCAUCUUUUUUCCAAGCGCUCGCCGGAAAUGACGUCACAUUAGCAGAGUUUUUAAUAUUUUUUUUUUUUUAAUUUCAGUAAUCCCUUAUUAAACAUGUAUCUUUAAGACAGUAAAAAGUUUGAAUAAAAUAUUUCAUUUUUUAUAUUAAAAAAAAAUUGUUAAAAAUAGGUCAUUUUUUCCCGGAGGAAACCCAUGCAACCCCUUAAUUACCUUACUGUUAAUUAAGACACUAAUCAUCCUAAUUGUCUUCCAGAAAAUGUUGGAUGACAUAAGGAUCUUUGUAAAAACUUCCAAUAAGUCGACAAAGAAAUUGUUUAACGAUUACAUAAAUCGCUAUGUGAUAGUCGUGAUACUAAUAAACGUAUUUUCAGUUCCGUCGAUAUUUUCCAUGAUUUUCGGACCAAUAUUUCUUCCGCAGCUCUUUCCGCUGGUUGACAUCUAUCCUUUUGAAUUCCAAAAGUUCACAAUUUUGUAUUACUUCCUAUUUUUCACGCAAGUGGUCGCUGUUUAUCAGCUGUUAAUUAAUACUAUGGUUAUUUUUAACUCUGUCGUGUUGUUGACUUACAUUGUUACGGAGUUCAAGGUUUUGUUCAAUGAAUUCAAAAAAGUUAUCAAGAAAUACGAGGAUGGACAGCUUAAUGUCUUCAUUAAGAAACAUAUUCAGUGUAUAGAAUACGCCGAAAAUUUGAACUAUAUGUUACGAUUCAUGAUACUGAGAUGCUUUGUAACAGUUAUAGUAACUGUUAUAUUCGCUGCGAUACCUAUUUUAUUCUAUACUAAAAUUUUUGAAAUGAUCCGAGGAAUUGCUAUUGUUAUCACGUCGUUAAUGUGUGUUUUGGCGUUUACUUUUCCUGCUGAUGAUUUGUAUGAGAUGGGAGAAGAAAUAGCACACGCAGUUUAUGAUUCAAAUUGGAUCGGAACUUCUUUGUCGCUACAAAAAUCGGUAAUUAUAAUAAUGUGUCGCUCUCAAAAACCUCUUGUUAUUAAAGUUGACGGAAUAUUACCUGCACUUACUUGCAAAUUUUAUGCCUCGUUUUUGUCAAUGACUAUGUCAUAUUUCACAACAUUAAGAGCUUUUGUAGAAAGUCAAUAA